Molecule: messenger RNA, 2715 nt
Organism: Chanos chanos (milkfish)
Lineage: Eukaryota; Metazoa; Chordata; Actinopteri; Gonorynchiformes; Chanidae
Gene: gria4b
Product: glutamate receptor, ionotropic, AMPA 4b
Exons: 16
Coding region: 1-2715 (904 amino acids)
Biological process (GO): monoatomic ion transport
Cellular component (GO): membrane
Molecular function (GO): signaling receptor activity; ligand-gated monoatomic ion channel activity
Source: RefSeq, a predicted model, not a curated record
AUGAGGAUUUUUUGUAACCAGCUUUUAUUGUUAUUUUCUUGCAUUCGGGGGCUGACUAUGGGUGCUUUUCCGAGCAGUGUUCAAAUUGGCGGGCUGUUCAUCAGAAACACAGAUCAGGAAUAUACUGCGUUUCGUUUGGCAAUAUUUCUACACAACACGAGCCCAAACGCAUCAGAGGCGCCAUUUAACCUGGUGCCCCAUGUGGACAACAUAGAAACAGCUAAUAGCUUUGCUGUGACCAAUGCCUUCUGCUCGCAGUAUUCCAGGGGUGUGUUUGCAAUCUUCGGCCUCUAUGACAAGCACUCAGUGCACACGCUGACGUCGUUCUGUGGAGCUCUGCACAUCUCCCUCAUUACUCCCAGUUUUCCCAGUGAGGGUGAGACCCAGUUUGUCUUGCAGUUGCGGCCGUCCAUCCGCGGAGCUCUUCUGAGCCUACUCGACCACUAUGACUGGAACCGCUUUGUUUUCCUCUACGAUACUGACCGGGGAUAUGCCAUUCUACAGGCCAUCAUGGAAAAGGCAGGACAAAAUGGAUGGCAGGUCAGUGCAAUCUGUGUGGAGAACUUUAAUGAUGCAAGUUACCGGCAACUCUUAGACGACCUGGACCGUCGCCAGGAAAAGACUUUUGUGAUCGACUUGGAGCCGGAGAGGCUAACCAAUAUGUUGGAGCAGAUAGUGAGUGUCGGCAAACACGUGAAGGGAUACCAUUACAUUAUGGCAAACCUGGGUUUUAAGGACAUUAAUCUAGAGCGGUUCAUGCAUGGUGGGGCUAAUGUUACUGGCUUUCAGUUGGUGGACUUCAGCAACCCCAUGGUUAUCAAACUCAUGCAACGCUGGAACAAGCUGGAUCAGCGAGAGUACCCCGGUUCUGACACUCCCCCUAAGUACACUUCUGCGCUGACCUAUGACGGUGUGAUGGUAAUGGCCGAGGCAUUCCGGAACCUCCGUCGACAGAAGGUGGACAUCUCUCGCAGGGGCAAUGCAGGGGACUGCUUGGCUAAUCCUGCAGCACCAUGGAAUCAAGGCAUUGACAUGGAGCGUGCCCUUAAACAGGUACGACUACAAGGAUUAACGGGAAAUGUUCAGUUCGACCACUAUGGGCGUAGAGUGAACUACACCAUGGAUGUGUUUGAGCUGAAGAACAAUGGCCCCAGAAGGAUUGGCUAUUGGAAUGAUGUUGAUAAGCUGGUUCUGAUUCAAGAUCAAACCUUGCUUCCAAAUGAGACAUCGGGUAUGGAGAACAGAACUGUCAUCGUUACGACUAUAAUGGAGGGUCCGUAUGUGAUGCUGAAGAAGAACUGGGAGAUGUACGAGGGGAAUGACCAGUAUGAAGGAUACUGUGUGGAUCUGGCCUCAGAGAUUGCCAAACACAUCGGAAUCAAAUACAAAAUCUCCAUUGUUCCCGAUGGGAAAUACGGAGCUAGGGACCCAGAGACCAAGAUUUGGAACGGCAUGGUUGGGGAGCUGGUGUACGGGAAAGCGGAAAUUGCGGUGGCCCCGUUAACUAUUACGCUGGUCCGGGAGGAGGUGAUUGAUUUCUCAAAGCCUUUUAUGAGCUUGGGCAUCUCCAUCAUGAUUAAGAAGCCUCAAAAGUCCAAGCCGGGCGUGUUCUCAUUCCUGGACCCGCUGGCCUACGAGAUCUGGAUGUGCAUCGUGUUCGCCUAUAUCGGCGUUAGCGUGGUGCUCUUCCUGGUCAGCCGCUUCAGCCCGUACGAGUGGCACACCGAGGAGCCCGAGGAGGGCACCGACGGUCCGCCAAGCGACCAGCCCCCCAAUGAGUUUGGUAUCUUCAACAGUCUCUGGUUCUCCCUAGGAGCCUUCAUGCAGCAGGGAUGUGACAUCUCCCCCAGAUCUCUCUCUGGGCGCAUUGUAGGGGGAGUAUGGUGGUUCUUCACCCUCAUCAUCAUCUCCUCCUACACAGCCAAUCUGGCAGCUUUUCUCACUGUGGAGAGGAUGGUUUCACCUAUCGAGAGUGCGGAGGACCUCGCCAAGCAGACAGACAUCGCCUACGGCACGUUGGACUCCGGCUCCACCAAAGAAUUUUUUAGGAGGUCAAAGAUCGCGGUGUACGAGAAAAUGUGGAGCUACAUGAAGUCUGCUGAGCCCACCGUAUUCACCAAGACAACAGCAGAGGGGGUUGCACGCGUACGCAAGUCCAAAGGGAAGUACGCCUUCCUGCUGGAGUCUACCAUGAAUGAGUACACAGAACAACGGAAACCUUGUGAUACCAUGAAAGUUGGAGGCAACCUGGACUCCAAAGGCUACGGGGUGGCCACGCCCAAAGGCUCACAGUUAAGAAGUGCAGUUAACCUGGCAGUUUUAAAACUGAAUGAACAAGGCCUGUUGGACAAAUUGAAAAACAAGUGGUGGUACGACAAAGGAGAGUGUGGCAGCGGUGGAGGUGGUGAGAAGGACAAGAGUUCCCAGGCCCUCAGCCUUAGUAACGUGGCUGGGGUCUUUUACAUCCUGGUGGGUGGUCUUGGUUUGGCAAUGCUGGUCGCCCUCAUCGAGUUCUGUUACAAGUCCCGGAAUGAAGCCAAGAGAAUGAAGCUCACCUUUACAGAGGCCAUGAGGAACAAGGCCCGUCUGUCAAUCACAGGCAGUGUGGGUGAGAAUGGGCGGGUCCUGACCCCGGACUGCCCCAAGGCUGUGCAUACUGGACCCAGCCUCAGACAGAGCUCUGGACUGGCUCUGGUGUCCUCCGAUAUACCAUGA